CCGCAAACAGCAUACUCAUUAAGCCAUUACCAAAAGACUCGGCCAGAAGCGUACCUAACCUAACCCAACCCACAUAACAAACAUCGACCCGGUUCCUUAUAAUUUCAUCGGGUUAUCAGUCAAAUUAUCCAGAUCCUCUUUUUUAUCCCCAAAUUCAAUUCAAUUCAAUAAACAAAAACAAACCCUAACUGGACCAUCCAAUCCAAUCGGAUUACACAUAACACCCCUUUUUUUAUAAUCAAAAACUAACCCACUGCUGCAAAUUAUAUAUAGGUUUCCAUCAAGUUGAUAUGAUGGAAAUACAAACUGAAACUCCUGUUAAGAAACCAAAGAGGUUAACAUCUGUGGUUUGGAAUCACUUUGAAAGGGUCAGGAAAGCCGAAGGAUGUUAUGCCGUUUGUGUACAUUGUCAAAAGAAGCUAAGCGGAUCCAGCAAUAGCGGAACUACUCAUCUAAGAAACCACUUAAUGCGGUGUUUAAAAAGAUCCAAUUUUGACGUUUCACAAAUACUCGCGGCAAAAAGAAAGAGAAAAGAAGACCCUGUUCCCAUUGCAAAUGUUAGCUAUGAUGAAGUGCAAAGAAAAGAAGAAAACAUCAUGCCCAUAGCUUACAAGUUUGACCAAGAUUCAAAGAUAGAAGAAGCAGUUAACUUUGGAAGUGUUAAGUUUGACCAAGAACGAAGUCGGCUUGACUUGGCCCGUAUGAUCAUGUUACAUGAUUAUCCACCGGCUAUGGUAGAACAUUUGGGAUUCAAAAUAUUCGUUAAGAAUCUUCAACCCAUGUUUGAAGUUAUGACCACAGGUGUUAUCGAGUCUGACUGUUUGACUAUCUAUGCAAAAGAAAGACAAAAGGUGUUUGACAUCAUACGGAAUUUACAUGGCAGAAUAGGUCUGGCUGUUGGUAUGUGGUCUUCACCAGAGAAUGUCGACUUCCUGUGUUUGACCGCAAAUUACAUUGACGACAAUUGGAGGUUGCAGAGGAAAGUAUUAAAUUUCUUGACUUUAGAUUCCUCUCAAACAGAGGACGCAUUAUCGGAUUUGGUUAUUAAGUGUUUGAUGGAUUGGGAUGUCGACCGGAAGUUAUUCUCUAUGACACUAGAUGAUUGUUUCAGUUACGAUGAUAUCGCCUCGAGAACUAAAAGUUGGCUAUCUCAAAAUCGCCCCCUUUUGAAGAACGGUGAAUUAUUCGACAUGAGAUGUGCUUCACAUCUUGUGAAAUCCCUGAUUCACGAUUCUAUGGAAUCACUUAAAGACUUGACACAAAAGAUUCGGGAAAGUGUUAGAUAUGUUAAAAGUUUAUCAGUGACACAAGGGAAAUUUGACGAGUUUGCUCAACAGGUUGGAAUUACCACUGAAAAGCGUUUAUCUCUUGAUAAUCCAUGGAGAUGGAACUCAACAUAUCUUAUGCUUGAAACAGCUUUAGAAUACAGGAAUGCAUUUGAUGUACUUCAAGAGCAUGAUUCUGCCUACACAAUCUCUUUAUCUGAUGAAGAAUGGCAAUGGGCGAGUUCAGUUACUUCUUUUAUGAAACUUCUUUUCGAGGUUACAAACGUUUUUACCCAUUCAAAUAGCAAAUAUCCUACUGCUAACAUAUAUUUCCCAGAAAUAUGUGAUGUUCAUAUCCAGUUGAUUGAUUACUGCAAAAAUCCAGAUGAAUUUAUUAGCUCCCUUGCAACCAAAAUGAAGAUCAAGUUCGAUAAGUAUUGGGAUAAAUGCGGGUUAGGGUUAGCAAUAGCAGCUAUCUUGGAUCCAAGAUUCAAGAUGAAACUUGUAGAGUAUUACUAUAAUCAGAUUUAUGAUGCUGAUGCUCCCGAUCAUAUCCGGGAUGUUUCUGAGGGCAUCCGAGAGCUUUUUAACGAGUAUACUAUAGACCCAGGUUCACUUGAUGACGAAGCGAAUCAGGUUGGCAGCGGUUUAGCUGGUACUAGUAAUGUGGCCCGAGACCGUUUGAGGGGCUUUGACAAGUUCCUUCAUGAAAGUUCAAACCACCAAAGCGGGGUUUCGGAUCUUGACAAGUAUUUAGAGGAACCUGUAUUUCCAAGAAAUUCUGAUUUUAAUAUAUUGAAUUGGUGGAAAGUUCACACACCGAGGUACCCAAUCUUGUCUAUGAUGGCACGUGAUAUUCUGGGGGUUCCUGUGUCGACGCUUACACGGGAGCUGUCAUUUAGCACAGGUGGUAGAGUAGUUGAUAAGCAUUUGAGAUAUGUUGAUUCUGAUAUUCGACAAGCUUUGAUUUGUGGGCAAGAUUGGCUUCGAAUGGAACCUGAAGACACCAUCUCCGCGGCACUUUCUGUUGUUCCCCUUGCCAUUGAAUUGUCAUAGUUGCGAUAGCCUCACAGGUUGAUAGAAUUUGAUGAUGAGUACAGAUGACAAGAGGUCAUGUUUUACUACAGGUUAUGCUUUUUGGAUAACUUCACUGGCUCUAUAUUGCUGCAGCAAGGCAUUAUGGGGAUAAUGGUAAUUAGAGCUUUGCAUAAAAUUAGUUCUGUUAUGGUGCUGACUAAAUGGACGUUAAUAGAGGUUUAUUUUCUUCUUGAUUUUGGAUUAUAAUUGUGAACAAAUUUGAUGAAUUCUUCAUUGAUCCUAAUGGGGUUUUAUGUAUUUAUCUUUAUGAGUGAAAGAAUCAGAUGGUCUUUUAGGUGUUUUUAA
Erigeron canadensis is the source of this 2648-nucleotide messenger RNA. RefSeq names its product zinc finger BED domain-containing protein RICESLEEPER 1-like. Gene Ontology annotation, molecular function: protein dimerization activity; DNA binding. Bases 291 to 2321 code for a protein of 676 amino acids. The transcript is spliced from 4 exons. NCBI's taxonomy places the organism in Eukaryota, Viridiplantae, Streptophyta, Magnoliopsida, Asterales, Asteraceae. The record is from RefSeq and is a predicted model, not a curated record.